Molecule: messenger RNA, 1239 nt
Organism: Gadus chalcogrammus (walleye pollock)
Lineage: Eukaryota; Metazoa; Chordata; Actinopteri; Gadiformes; Gadidae
Product: ephrin type-A receptor 4-like
Exons: 5
Coding region: 18-947 (309 amino acids)
Biological process (GO): negative regulation of axon extension; protein phosphorylation; cell surface receptor protein tyrosine kinase signaling pathway
Cellular component (GO): membrane; neuron projection
Molecular function (GO): ATP binding; protein binding; transmembrane-ephrin receptor activity
Source: RefSeq, a predicted model, not a curated record
ACACUUUCCCCUCCGGGAUGAAGCUGCUUGUCCCCGCGCACAGAGCCAACUGGAAGCAGCGCACACGCUCUUUUUCCGCGGCUGCCCCAAUGGCUUUUUAUGGCAGGGAUUUAUGCAGAUUGCUGUCUUUCUUGAUAUGGAUCACAUCUGCAGUUUCGACACCAAGAACACGGAUUUAUCCACCCAAUGAAGUGACUCUGUUGGAUACCAGGACAGUGCCAGGAGAGCUGAAGUGGGAAGCGAGUCCUUUAGAUGGAGGGUGGGAGGAGGUGAGCAUCAUGGACGAGAAGAACAUCCCGAUCAGAACCUACCAGGUGUGCAACGUCCUGGAGCCCAGCCAGAACAACUGGCUGAGGACGGACUGGAUCCCCCGCUCCGGGGCCCAGCGGGUCUACGUGGAGGUCAAGUUCACCCUCAGGGACUGCAACAGCCUGCCCGGGGUCACCGGCACCUGCAAGGAGACCUUCAAUCUGUACUACCACGAGUCGAACGACGACAGAGAGGGCUACAUCAAAGAGAGCAGCUUCAUCAAGGUGGACACUGUCGCCGCGGACGAGAGCUUCACUCAGGUGGACGUUGGCGAUCGCAUCAUGAAGCUGAACACUGAGGUGCGCGACGUCAAGGUCACGACCCGGAAGGGCUUCUACCUGGCCUUCCAGGACGUGGGCGCCUGCAUCGCCCUGGUGUCCGUCAGGGUCUUCUACAAGACCUGCCCGCUCACCGUCCGCAACCUGGCCACCUUCCCGGACACCGUCACCGGGGCCGACACCUCCUCGUUAGUGGAGGUCAGGGGGUCUUGCGUCAACCAAUCAGAGGAGAAGGAGGAGCCAAAGAUGUACUGUGGUGCUGAUGGAGAGUGGCUGGUUCCUAUUGGUGGAUGUGUGUGUAGCCCGGGAUACGAGGAACGGGGAGGCGGCUGCCAGGGUAAGGCUGAGAUAUUUUUGUAAAGAUUACAUUUCUUUUUGCUUGUUGUUUUAGAUUAUGAAUUUAGACCACCAGAAAAUAUUUAUUGUAUUAUUCAGAUAGGUGUUGAAACGGAGAAGAGCAUUUGGAUUAUAUUGAAUGUGACUCGAACAUGUAAGGUUACUUAUCUGUCGGUAAAGGUCUGUUUUCACAUAGGGGAUGAUGGAGGAGAGAUCCAGUCAGUUAUUCAGUGUGUCUUUAUGCGUGAUGGAAUGCAUAUAUUCAAACAUGGAUAAACAAUCACCGUGUUGUCACUCUCCAUGCAUAUCAUCAGAA